AUGAGGGAGCCUGAACAUUUACGUAAAUUAUUUGUCGGUGGAUUAGACUAUAAAACUACAGAUGAAAAUCUCAAAAAAUAUUUUGAACAAUGGGGUGAAAUCAUGGAUGUUGUUGUUAUGAAAGAUCCACAGACUAAACGAUCAAGAGGAUUUGGCUUCAUUACUUAUGCUGCAGCUCAUAUGGUUGAUGAUGCACAAGGUGCACGUCCUCACAAAAUAGAUGGUCGGACAGUAGAACCUAAGAGAGCUGUUCCAAAAACUGAUAUUGGAAAACCUGAAGCAGGGGCAACGGUUAAAAAAUUGUUUGUAGGUCUGUUAAAUGACAGCAUAACCGAAGAAGACUUAAAAGAAUAUUUUUCUCCAUAUGGUAAUGUUACUUCUGCUGCCCUAGUUGUUCAUAAAGAAACGGGCAAAAAAAGAGGAUUUGGUUUUGUUGAAUUUGAUGAUUAUGAUCCAGUUGAUAAAAUAUGUUUAAAAGGAUCACAUAUAAUAAAAGGGAAAAAAAUUGAUGUAAAAAAAGCAUUGAGUAAAGAAGAAAUGGCUAGAGUAAAUGCUAGAAAUAACAGUAAUUCUGCCGAUAAUUGGGGUAGUGAUAAUCGAAGUGCCUGGGAACCAACAAUGAGAAAUUUUGGAAGAGGUGGAGGAUGGAGAAGUGGUAAUGACCCUGACCCAUGGGAGUCAGGCCCUAGUUCUAGAGGAGGUAAUUGGGGAGGUCCAUCAAGUAGUGCUUGGGAUAAUAAUUUCAGCGAUGGCUAUCAACAAAGUUUUGGUGCCGGACCUAUAAGAGGAAGUAAUGGUCCUUUGAGAGGAGGUGGAGCUGCAAGACCCGGACCUUACAAUAGUGGUUUUGAUAGCGGUUACAAUGAUUUUAGUAGUGGAUUUAGUGGCAGUAAUUUUGCCAGUGGUGAAGGAAGUAGUUUUGGUGGAAGAGGAAGAGGAGGUGUUCGUGGAAGAGGAGGUGGCCCUAUAAGAGGAAUAUCUGGAAGAGGUCCUGGAAACCCAAGUCGUGGUGGUAGAGGUGCUUUUGGACGAGGUGGAAGAGGAAGAUACUAA
Macrosiphum euphorbiae (potato aphid) is the source of this 1053-nucleotide messenger RNA. The record is from the annotation of a GenBank genome assembly. Lineage: Eukaryota; Metazoa; Arthropoda; Insecta; Hemiptera; Aphididae.